This is a messenger RNA of Lithohypha guttulata, 1293 nucleotides long. RefSeq lists its product as uncharacterized. The record is from RefSeq and is a predicted model, not a curated record. The transcript has a single exon. NCBI's taxonomy places the organism in Eukaryota, Fungi, Ascomycota, Eurotiomycetes, Chaetothyriales, Trichomeriaceae. The coding region runs from base 1 to 1293 and encodes 430 amino acids.
AUGGUUGACAAGCUGAAAGCAAACGCAAAAUAUGAUGGGCACAAUGGAACUCCAUCAGCGUGGCAAGAUGACGCAGACGCAGUCAUGUGCUCUGAGUAUCUCCUUGGGUUGUUCGAAGGGUUUCAGGGCAAUCUGACAAAGGCAGUAGCUCACAUGGAUCGUGGGUUGAAACGUCUUCUUGACCGACCAAUGCGUCUUCUGUAUGGUGAAACACAACAUGUUUCUCUUGAUGCAACCCCUAAUAUCUCCACGAAUCUCCUUUCCCGAAUUCAACGGAAAGCCCUUGGUUUAUUCGGCACGUCACAUCGCAUCGUCGAACGUUGCUCAGGCAAUACAGAUCCGCCGGACGUGCCUAUUCAAUUCGCAACACUCGAAGAAGCACGAGACUUCAUGUUCACUGAGAUCGACUAUAUGAUACACAUUCCAGCCACUGUCUGGCGUGCUUCAGACGAACGUCAACCGGCUCAGCAAGUCCACGUUGAGCGUCUUCUGAGGUGGUCUGUGGCAUACGCAAACAUGAUUGAGAAGUUAGACCUUACAGACCAGCAAAAGAGGAUUUGCAUGCUUCUUAAACUCACUAGAAGCUUAGCAUAUCUGCUGCUAUACCUUAUCCUGUACGUCCAUGUGGACGAGCAUCUCAGGGAAGACUUGGAUGAUGUAAAUCGAAACAGCACAACAAGACACUGUGAACAAUCCGAUGGAAGUUCUUGGUUAGACAUGCUUGGUAUUGGAAUGCGUGAGGAGAGUUUGGGCUCGCUGGAUGAGAUUUAUGGUCACGACCUAGAGCUCGACUAUCAUGACAUUCCAGACAAUCUUGCCUAUACGACCACAGCACUAUGGACUGCGAUCUCAGGACGAGAAGAACUGAUGGCCAACCUAGGCAGGCUCAAGAUCAUGAGCGACACGAUCCUAGAUGAAACGUCACCCUUCCACUACGUUGAGCAUAGCGUCUCAUUCGACAGCGGCAUCGGCCAACCACUAAAUGCCGCCAGAGAGCCGGAAUCUUCAGCAAAAACGAAGCAUCUGGUAAAGUCCUUGAUGAGUAAGAAAGUACCGUGUAGCGAUGAUGAAACUUGGGACUGGCUAGGUGUUUACGGCGUUGCAGAAAAUCUGAGCGCAAUCGAGGAACAUGCUGUUGUCGAAGUGACGAAGAGCAAAGUACCCAAGGAAAUUAAUCCGAGGUGGAUCGACAUUACACAUUUUGCAGAAAGUCGGAGGCUGCUGUUGAGGUACUGUUAUCAUGGUGAUGAUGGGUUGGGCUUGAGAUGGAGGCAGGAGUGGUGGGCUUUUUGA